AUGGCGUCUUCCUCAAGUUCAUCAAUUCACAAGAGCUUUAAGCAUGAAGCUAAAUUCAUCCAAAAGAUUGUUGAAGAGCUUUCACUAGAGUUACGUUCCAUUAGUUUCAACAUUGAUGAAAAGUUGGUAGGAAUGAAGUCUCGGGUCAAAGAAGUUGUAUCAUCUUUAGGAACCGGUUUUGAUGUUCUCAUGAUUGGGAUAAAGGGAAUGGGAGGUGGUGGGAAGACAACUUUAGCCAGAGCUGUUUUUGAUCAAAUUUCCUCUCAAUUUGAAGAAAUGGGUAGGAAUAUUGUUCGUCGCUCACACCCGGAUAAGCCUCAGAAACACAGUCGAUUGUGGGUUGGCGAUGAAAUUGAAGAGAUAUUGGCCAAUGAUUUGGGUACUAAAGCAACAAGAUGUAUACACACCAAUUAUGCACUUAAGUUGCACAAUGUUACAAAAGGUUUGAGAAAGAUGAAGGGACUUAGAUUUCUUUCGGUGUUAAUCGAAGGUCGUUUCCAUAAUUUGAAAUCUGAAAAAGUGAGCCUAGACUUUCCAGAUGCUUUACGAUAUCUGAGUAUGAAGUGUUACCCUUUUAGGUCUCUACCCAAAACUUUUCAAGCAAAUAAUCUUGUUGCACUUGUGAUGGCAUACAGUAGUAUCAAACAACUUUGGGAAGGAGGAGGAAGAAAGGUUUUUAACAAGAUGAGAUUCCUUGACCUGAGUCAUUCAAGGUUGCGUACCCUUGACCUUGGGCUUGCUCCAAAUCUCGAGACAUUGAAUCUUGAAGGAUGUAAUAAUUUGGUAGAACUUCACAUGCCCAUUAGAUGUUUAAAGCUCAUAUCCGUCGACAUCUCACAUUCAAGGUUGAGGACUCUUGACCUUAGGCUGGCUCCGAAUCUCAAGACGUUGAUUCUUUAUGCAUGUCGUUAUUUGGUAGAAUUUCAAAUGGCCAGUAUAUGUCUAAAUCUUAAAUCCCUAUAA
Messenger RNA from Lactuca saligna, 963 nucleotides. Lineage: Eukaryota; Viridiplantae; Streptophyta; Magnoliopsida; Asterales; Asteraceae. The record is from the annotation of a GenBank genome assembly.